AUGUCUUCUUCAUCGACUAAGUCGAAUCCCCAAAUGAUUCACGACGUGUUCCUGAGUUUCAGAGGGGAAGACACGCGCAGCAACAUCGUUUCUUACCUCUAUUCUUCACUCUCAAAUGCAGGAAUAAACACUUUUUUUGACGAUAAUAUCAUCAAAGGACAAAGAUUGUAUCAGGAGCUGUGGCGAGCAAUUGAAGGGUCCAAGAUAUCUAUCGUUGUCUUCUCGAAGAACUAUGCUGAGUCUAGUUGGUGUCUUGAAGAAUUGGAGAAAAUCAUGGAAUGUCACAGGAAUAUGGGUCAGGUGGUUAUACCCAUAUUUUACUAUGUUGAUCCGUCCGAUGUAAGAAAACAAAAGGGUAGUUUUGGAGAAGCCUUGGAAAGACUUGCAGAAAUGUAUUCACGGAUGACAGAUGAGUUGUUUCGUUGGACAAUUGCACUCACCGAAGCUGCUAAUUUGGCAGGUUGGGAUGUCAAGAAUUCCAGGAGCGAAAGCCAAGUAGUGAUGGAAGUUGUUAAUUUUGUAAUGACAAACCUAAACAACACAUUAUUGUCUAUUACGGAUUUCCCAGUUGGAUUAGAAUCUCGUGUGCAACAUGUGACUCAAUUUUUGGAGCAACAGUCAAGCACAGUUUGUAUAGUAGGGAUUUGGGGAAUGGGUGGACUGGGAAAAACAACCAUAGCCAAAGCUAUCUACAAUGAAAUCCAUCUCAAAUUUGGAGAUAGGUGUUUCCUAGAAAAUAUUCGAGAAGUUUGCAAGGACGAUAAAGGUCAAAUCCAUUUACAAGAACAACUUCUUUCAGAUAUCUUGAAAACAAAGGUGAAGAUACAUAGCAUUGCAAUGGGGAUAACUACAAUCGAGAAAAGACUUUGUGGUAAGAGGGCGCUCAUUGUACUUGAUGAUGUAACUAAGUUUGAGCAAUUAAAAUCCCUAUGUGGAAAUUGUAAAUGGAUUGGUCAAGGAAGUGUAAUAAUCAUUACAACAAGAGAUGUGCGCUUACUUAAAGUACUUAAAGUUGAUUAUGUCUAUAAAAUGGAAGAAAUGGAUGAAAAUGAGUCACUUGAGCUUUUUAGUUGGCAUGCCUUCAGGGAAGCAAGUCCAAGAGAAGACUUCACUGAACUCUCAAGAAAUGUAGUUGCUUAUUGUGGAGGACUACCACUAGCUCUCGAAGUCCUUGGAUCUUAUUUAUUUGAGAGGACUGAACAAGAGUGGAAAAGUGUACUGUCAAAGCUAGAAACAAAUCCCAAUGAUCAAGUUCAAGAGAAAUUAAGAAUAAGCUUUGACGGUUUAAGGGAUCAAAUGGAAAAAGAUAUAUUUCUUGACAUAUGCUGCUUCUUUAUUGGUAAAGAUAGAGCCUAUGUUACAGAUAUUCUAAAUGGUUGUGGACUCCAUGCUGAUAUUGGAAUAACUGUUCUCAUAGAGCGGAGCCUCAUCAAAAUUGAAAAGAAUAACAAACUUGGAAUGCAUGAUUUAUUGCGUGACAUGGGAAGAGAGAUUGUUCGUGAAAGUUCAACAAAAGAACCUGAGAAGCGUAGCCGAUUGUGGUUUCAUGAGGACGUAAUUGAUGUAUUAACAAAAAAUACUGGGACAGAAGCUAUUGAAGGGUUGUCUUUGAAGUUGCACGGUACUGGCAGAGAUUGCUUUAAUGUUAGUGUUUUUGAGGAAAUGAAGAGAUUGAAACUGUUGCAACUCCAUCAUGUGCAACUUGCUGGAGAUUAUGCAUAUCUUUCUAAGCAGCUGAGAUGGGUCUCUUGGCAAGGAUUUCCUUUAAAAUACAUACCUGACAACUUUUAUCAGGGAAAUGCUGUUGCGAUUGACUUAAAACAUAGCAAUAUUAAACUAGUCUGGAAGCAGCCACAGUUGCUGAGGUGGCUAAAAAUCCUCAAUCUUAGUCAUUCCAAGUACUUGACAAUAACACCUGACUUUUCAAAUCUACCAAAUCUUGAAAAGCUUAUUCUCAAAGAUUGUCCAAGUUUGUUCAAGGUGCACGAUUCCAUUGGAGAUCUCCGCAGUCUUCUGCUGAUAAAUUUGAAGGACUGUAGAAGCCUUAGGGGUCUCCCAUGUGUAAUGUAUAAAAUGAAAUCUGUGAAAACUCUUAUCCUUUCUGGCUGUUCAAUGAUUGACAAAUUAGAAGAAGACAUAGUGCAGAUGGAAUCCUUGACUACUCUAAUUGCAGAAAAUACUGCUGUGAAACAAGUGCCAUUUUCCGUAGUCAGAUCAAAAAGCAUUGGAUAUAUAUCCCUAUGUGGAUAUGAAGGCUUAUCACGCGAUGUUUUUCCUUCUCUCAUUUGGUCUUGGAUGUCACCAACAAUGGAUCCUCUCUCUUGCAUUCACCCUUUUAGAGUCAUGCCAUCGUCGCUUGUUUCUAUUUAUUUACAAAAUAAUUAUUCGAGGGAUCUGUCACCAAUGCUUAGCAUCCUUUCAAAACUUCGAAGUGUUUGGGUGCAAUGUGAGACAGAGAUUCAACUAUCUAAAGGGUUGAGAACAAUUCUGAAUGAUGUGUAUGGUGUAGAUUAUACUGAACUAGAAACAUCAAACACAUCAGAAAUCACAAAAUACUCCUUGAGGUCUUAUUUGGUCGGAAUGGGAAGUUACCAAGAAGUCUUCAAUACUCUCAGCAAAAGCAUAUCAGAGGGAUUGACUAACAAUGAGCCGUGUGAUGUUAUUCUCCCGGGUGACAAUUAUCCAUAUUGGUUGGCCCACACAGGUGAAGGACAUUCAGUGUUUUUCAUAGUCCCUCAAGAUAGUUGUAAUCGUAUGAAGGGAAUGACUGUGUGUGUUGUUUAUUCAUCACCCCCUGAAAACAUGGCAGCUGAAUAUCUUAUUAGUAUCAUGAUUGUUAAUUACACAAAGUGCACCAUCCAGAUAUUUAAGCGAGACACAGCAAUUUCUUUCAAUGAUGAAGAUUGGCAAGGCAUAGUAUCACAUCUAGGAUCUGGUGACAACGUGGAGAUUUUUGUUAAUUUUGGUCACGGAUUGUUUGUCAAGAAGACAGCUCUCUAUCUAAUGUAUAACGAGUCAACUGACGUGAAAGUAGAGCCUUCUCCCAAGCCAAAGAAAAAUGCCUUUGUAGGAAUCAUAAAGAAGUUCAUAUCGUGUAUGAAUCAAUCGUAG
Messenger RNA from Abrus precatorius (Indian licorice), 3111 nucleotides. RefSeq names its product TMV resistance protein N-like. Gene Ontology annotation, biological process: defense response; signal transduction. The transcript is spliced from 5 exons. Lineage: Eukaryota; Viridiplantae; Streptophyta; Magnoliopsida; Fabales; Fabaceae. Gene Ontology annotation, molecular function: ADP binding. The record is from RefSeq and is a predicted model, not a curated record. Bases 1 to 3111 code for a protein of 1036 amino acids.